GCCAUUCGAUUGACACGUUAUCACACCAAAUGCAGCAGCACCGUAGUAUAUACGUUGACCUCUAACACUGAGUGGUUUAUGCUUUAUAUCCCGCAGCGAGUGAGCGGUCUGUUUAGCUCAGCGGGAACGUUGAUGCAAACAUUUCCCGUAAUUCCGUGAAACUGCCAUCAGAAGCAUGUGGGUCGACAGCAGCCGUGCUCAACACACGUGACUCGGAGACACCUGGUCCUGGUUUCUGAGCGUGGAGGGGAAAAGGGCCGCUAUCUCGUCGUCUGCUACUAGUUUCCCCCGGCAAGUUCUGCCUGAGAAUAUUUGUCGAAGCGAAGACGGCUAACAGCCGUAGCAAGCAGCGUGAAGCAUGGCAGCAACAACGCCGCAAGUGACCCGCGAAGCGGUGGAGUAUUACCUGAGCAGUAACCUUGAAUUCACGUCUAACUGGAUCGUUAACAACGCUACGGACGAUAUGAUUCACCAAUGGAAGGUCCGUAGGGGGUGGCUGGCGACACACAGUGCCGGUGGACAUGACUCUGACCUCCUCGACUCUCCCACUGACUUCCCUAGCAUGUUGUCCUCGAAAAACUCAAUUACGGAAAACAUGUUCAAAAACUAUAUCUCCGGUAAUCGAAAGUUUACCCCAAGGCCCCGAAAAAUGCUCACUUCAUUAAGACAAAUGAGCGAAAGAGAACUUUUCAUGGAACUGAUUAGAGACAUUGCCAAUGAGCUAGACGUUAACGUGCUGUGCCACAAGAUUCUCGCCAAUGUGAGCACGUUAACAAACAGUGACAGGGGGAGUCUGUUUUUAGCCCGUGGGUCAAAAAAUAAUCGGUACCUAGUGUCGAAACUAUUUGAUGUUACGGAAAGCUCAACGUUGGAGGACACAUUGCAAAAUGAAGAAAAUGAAAUACGGGUACCAGUUGGCAAGGGCAUUGCUGGUCAUGUUGCUUUAACUAAGGAAACCGUCAAUAUCAAAAAUGCAUAUGAGGAUCCCAGAUUCAAUAAUGAGGUUGACUUGAAAACGGGCUACAAAACCCACAGCAUCCUGUGUAUGCCUAUCCUGAAUUACGAGGGAGAUGUCAUAGGCGUAGCACAGAUCAUCAACAAGAGGACAGGGGAUGAAGUCCAUGAAUUCACAGAGGAUGAUGUUGAGGUGUUCAAAAAUUACCUUACAUUCUGUGGAAUUGGGAUAACAAAUGCUCAGCUUUUUGAGCUGUCAGUUGAAGAAUACAAGAGAAAUCAGAUGUUGUUAAAGCUGGCUCGGGGAAUAUUUGAAGAACAAUCAAGUCUAGAAAAACUUGUACAGAAGAUCAUGAUAGAAGCCCAAGAACUGUUGAGAUGUGAGCGUUGUAGUGUCUACCUUAUUGAGGAAGAGGUGGCUGAAGAACAGGACCCUAAAUACCUGAAAAGAGGCUCUGUCACAAGCAUGCCAGAAAUAGAGCUCAUAUCAACAAAUGGGAGAAAAGAACCAAAGGAUAUUGUUUUUGCCAAGGCAUUUGAUUUGUUCAUGAAAGACAAAGGGACUAUUCGAUUACUCAGCGAGAAAGAUUUGGUGAAUUCUAAAAAUGCAGAAAUAGCACGUUAUGUGGCCUCAACACAUGAGACACUUAACAUCUCUGAUGUUCAAAGCGAUACAAGAUUCAGUCGUCAGGAAGGUACUGAAGAAGAAGAAGAUGGUUUCCAGCUCCAGAAUAUGCUUUGCAUGCCGAUUUAUAACAGCCAACACUGCAUAAUAGGCAUCACACAGUUAAUGAAUAAAAUGAACAAACAUCCCUUUUAUGAACGUGAUAUGAAUAUGUUUGAGGCAUUUGCAAUAUUCUGCGGCCUUGGCAUCCACAAUACUCAGAUGUAUGAGAAUGCUGUCAAGUUAAGUGCUAAACAAAGUGUUGCCCUGGAAGUAUUGUCCUAUCAUGCCAUGGCCAGCAAGGAAGAAACUGCAGCACUAAAGAACUCCCAUAUCCCAUCUGCAAAGAAACUUAACCUGUACAGUUUUGACUUUGAUGACUUACCACUAGGGGAAGAUCUCACACUCCAGGCGACCAUUCGAAUGUUUUUAGAAUUGGAUUUAGUCAAUAAGUUCCAUUUGAGCUAUGAGGUUCUUUGUCGGUGGCUGUGUAGCGUGAGGAAGAAUUACCGACCUGUAACCUACCACAAUUGGAGGCAUGCUUUCAAUGUAGCGCAGACAAUGUUCACAAUGUUCACGACAGGAAAGAUGAGGAACAUGUUGACUGACCUGGAAGUGAUUGGCCUGAUAGUGGCUUGCCUGUGCCAUGACUUGGAUCACAGGGGGACAAACAAUGCAUUUCAGCUAAAGGUGGACUCUCCUCUUGCGGUUCUGUACAGUACCUCUACCAUGGAGCACCAUCACUUUGACCACUCCAUUCUUAUACUCAACAGCGAGGGCAACAACAUCUUUGAAAACUUAUCCCCAGAAGAUUAUCGCAAAGUAAUUAAGAUAUUGGAAAGUGCCAUUCUAGCCACAGACUUGGCUUUGUAUUUCAAGAAAAGAGGCAACUUUCAAACUUUAGUAGAGCGUGGAGAGAAAAAAUUUGUAACAGAAGAAAAGAAAGAAUUGCUCAGGAACAUGAUGAUGACAGCCUGUGAUGUGUCAGCCAUUACAAAGCCUUGGCCCAUACAGCAGAGGGUGGCUAAACUGGUGGCGAGUGAGUUCUUUGAACAAGGGGACAUUGAGAAGUCACAGCUCAACUUGAAACCUCAUGCAAUGAUGGAUCGAGAAAAGGAAGAUGAGCUCCCAAAAAUGCAGGUUGGAUUUAUUGAUGCCAUAUGUAUGCCCCUGUAUAAGAUGCUGGCCCAGCUUAAACCAUCUUUGCAACAUCUCCAUAGUGGCUGUGUUAGUAAUCGCAAAGAGUGGCAAAGUAUGGCAGACGGCCAUGAGGUGACAGCCAAGAAACAACAACAAAAUGGCUCUCAUGCUGGUGUUGUGCAUGCACAGGAAGGAGGUUCCCAAGGCACAGACAAAACAAAGCUCACCACUAGCAGCUCUCCAGGAAAGACCUCUCACGUCAGAAGUAAGAAGAAAAGCAAAGCCUGCAGUGUGCUGUGAACAACUUACCGUCUUCAGAUUACUUAGCCCAGAACGCAAUUUACAAUUUAAAAUAUAUCAGAUGAACUGUUACCAGAGCAGCUAUAUCUUUUUCAUCUAUCAAGUUAACAGUUGAUAGAUUGCCUUUAGCUUGACAGGUACUACAUACCAGCUGACAAUAUCUGUAUUAACUUAAAGGUUUAAAGGAAAGGUCUAUAUACUUCAAAUGCUGAAUUCAGGCAGACAUGGACUGAGUAACCAAAAUUGAAAAUUAGUUAGUCAAAGGAUUAUAAUCAUGUGUCAGUGUGCCAGUUUGAUUUUUAUUCUGCCCUCAACUCAACUGAACUAUUUGAUGUGUUGGAUAUUUUAUAGUAGGGGCAACUGGUAUGUUGGCGUUUUGGUUUGAAGGAUAUUGUGGUUCUCUGUCUGCAAAGGGGAAAAAUAAGCAACAUUUCUUUUCACAUAUAAAGUAAAUACCUAAGACAAGAUGUCAGUAGGAAUGCUGUACUUUUUAAAUAUCUACUCAGUACAGGGCGCUUCAAGUUUGCCUUCCUGGUUUUUCAGGUAAUAAGGAGAAACAGAUGUAAUCAUUUAUAUUUUAGAGGUUAACACCCACCCUUUCAGGACAAAUUGUAUAUAAAAGUAAAUUUUCAUGGGUGUGGCACAUGUUAAGGAAUAAAUGCAUUACACAUGGUGGGUUUAAAAAAAGACUCAAGUAAUCUUAACUGUAAUACUAAUGGGGGUUCAAAGAUUAUGUAAGUGUUAUAAUGUCUAACAUGCUUUGUAUUGAGUGCAAACACAAUGUCAGCGGUACCUAGAAAAUGCAAUGCAGCUUAAAUUGGUGGGGAGACUUUUGAUCAGCCAUAUGCAUGAAAAUCAAAUGAAUUAACAACACUUACUGUGGUUUUUAUAAUGCAACCUUGAGGGGGAAGGUCUUACAUGUAUUAUUUCUAUGAGACAGACAGCUGAUAUAAUGCAUGUCAUUUAUAUGUAAGGCAUAGGUCUCCAGCUUUAACAUCUGCACAGGUACAACAAUGGGUCUAUUUUCAAAGUGGUUUGCUUUUUUUAAAUUUUUGUCAAAUGCAUCAUUUAUAGAGUAGACCAAUAGUUUAUGUUAUGCUAUAUUAUGAUACAUAUCUGUGAUAAUUCAUCUUUAUAAUGUUGGACUCAUUCUUUUGUCUUUUGUGGAAUACAUAUACUUGUGCAAUCAUCAAGUCUCAGUUCAGUAGUCAGGUCACUUAUUAAAGAGUAUUUCAAUUUUUAUUUUCUCAGGUAGAAUGUAUUCAGUUCAUGCUUUGAAUGUAGAUUAAAGAAAAAAAA
Messenger RNA from Lingula anatina, 4357 nucleotides. RefSeq names its product cGMP-specific 3',5'-cyclic phosphodiesterase. Lineage: Eukaryota; Metazoa; Brachiopoda; Lingulata; Lingulida; Lingulidae. Gene Ontology annotation, biological process: signal transduction. Gene Ontology annotation, molecular function: protein binding; 3',5'-cyclic-nucleotide phosphodiesterase activity. The record is from RefSeq and is a predicted model, not a curated record.